AUGGUAACCAAUGCUUCCUCUGCUAUGCAGCACCCACUGUGCCAUGCUAGUGAGAGUUCUGCCUUGCUUCAGUUCAAGCAAAGCUUCUUGAUUGAUGAGGAUGCUUCUGAUGAUCCUUCUGCUUAUCCAAAAGUUUCAACGUGGAAAUCCCAUGGAGAAGGAGAGGAAAGUGAUUGCUGUUCAUGGGAUGGUGUUGAGUGUGACAAGGAGACUGGUCAUGUCAUCGGCCUUCACCUCGCAAGUAGUUGUCUCUAUGGUUCUAUCAACUCCAGCAACACCCUCUUCAGUCUCGUUCAUCUCAGUACGCUUGACCUUUCCGAUAAUGAUUUCAAUUACUCUGAGGUCCCACAUAAAGUUGGUCAGCUUUCAAGGCUUAGAAGUCUUAACCUCUCUGGUUCUAAAUUCUCAGGCCAAAUCCCAUCGGAACUCUUAGCAUUGUCCAAAUUGGUUUUCCUUGAUCUCUCGAGAAACCCAAUGUUGGAGCUUCAAAAGCCUGGCUUGAGAAAUCUAGUUCAAAACUUAACCCACUUAAAGACACUUCAUCUAAACCUGGUGAACAUUUCUUCAACAAUACCUCAUGUGUUGGCAAAUUUAUCUUCAUUGACAUCUCUCCUUUUGAGAGGAUGUGGACUGUAUGGUGAAUUCCCAAUGAACAUUUUUCGGCUUCCAAGCCUACAGCUUCUUAGUGUGAGGUACAAUCCAGGUCUGACCGGUUAUUUACCUGAAUUUCAGGAAACCAGUCCCCUAAAAAUGUUGUUUCUUGCUGGUACAAGUUUUUCUGGUGAGUUACCAGCUUCAAUUGGGAGGCUUGUUUCUUUGACUGUAUUGGACCUCGACUCAUGCAAAUUCACAGGGAUGAUCCCAUCUUCACUUAGUCACCUUACCCAGCUGUCUAUUUUAGACCUUUCAUUUAACCUUUUUACUGGCCAAAUUUCUCAAUCCUUGACCAGCCUUAGCUCUUCGUUGUCUAUACUCAAUCUCGGAGGCAACAACUUGCAUGGCCCCAUUCCUCAGAUGUGCACCAACCCAAGCAGUUUGAGGAUGAUCGACUUAAGUGAAAAUCAAUUCCAAGGUCAAAUCCCAAUAUCAUUGGCCAAUUGCACAAUGCUCGAGCAACUUGUUCUCGGAAACAAUCAAAUCCAUGAUAUUUUCCCUUUUUGGUUAGGAGCUCUCCCACAGCUACAGGUUCUUAUUUUGAGAUCCAACAGAUUCCAUGGUGCAAUAGGGAGCUGGCACACCAAUUUCAGGUUUCCCAAGUUGCGCAUUAUUGACCUCUCUGACAACGAGUUUAUAGGUGAUUUGCCAUCAGUGUAUUUCCAAAAUUGGGAUGCCAUGAAACUUGCAGAUGCAAACCACCUCAAGGUCAUGCAGGCCAAUCAAACGUUUCAAAGCCCAGGGUAUACGCAGACUUUCAAGUACAUAUACUCAAUGACAAUGACAAACAAAGGCAUGCAGAGGUUUUAUCAGGAAAUCCCUGAUACUUUCAUAGCAAUUGAUUUCUCUGGCAACAAUUUCAAAGGACAAAUUCCAACCUCCAUUGGGAACCUCAAGGGACUUCAUUUGCUCAACCUUGGCCGCAACAAUAUUACCGGCCAUAUCCCAUCCUCCCUGAUGAACCUAACACAGAUGGAAUCAUUGGAUCUUUCCCAGAACAAGCUCUCAGGAGAGAUCCCUUGGCAACUAACAAGGAUGACAUUCCUCGCUUUCUUCAAUGUGUCUAAUAAUCAUCUUACAGGGCCUAUACCACAAGGAAAACAAUUUGCAACAUUUCCAAAUACUUCCUUUGAUGGGAACCCGGGGUUGUGUGGAAGUCCUUUGUCAAGGGCAUGUGGAAGUUCUGAGGCAUCACCAUCAACACCUUCAUCCUCUAAACAAGGUUCAACUAGUGAAUUUGAUUGGAAAUUUGUCCUAAUGGGAUACGGAAGUGGGCUAGUAAUCGGAGUUUCAAUUGGGUAUUGUUUGACCUCAUGGAAACAUAAAUGGUUUGUGAAAACCUUUGGAAAGCGGCAAAGAAAAUGGACAAGGAAUGAAAGAAGGGGCACAUAG
Molecule: messenger RNA, 2046 nt
Organism: Vitis vinifera (wine grape)
Lineage: Eukaryota; Viridiplantae; Streptophyta; Magnoliopsida; Vitales; Vitaceae
Product: receptor-like protein 43
Exons: 1
Coding region: 1-2046 (681 amino acids)
Molecular function (GO): protein binding
Source: RefSeq, a predicted model, not a curated record